AUUUUACGCCAAUUUGCGCUACUAUUGAUUUCUAUCAGUGGGUCGUAUUCGUAUAUACAUACAUAUAUGUUUGUUUGCAGAAAGGAAUUUAUAAGAUAUUUUAUCAAAAAAAACAUUAACAAUAGGAAUCAUGUGAAAUAUACCUAAAAUGGAUAUCCAAAUUUAAUUGAAAAGAAAAAAGAUGUUAAACUGUUCCUCAGCUUAUAAAAAGUCAACAAACGAUAUUAAAGAUAAACCUAAAAUAUGAAUAUAGAACUAGCCAAUUUCGAAUUGAGCUCCGAAGCACUAAUUGGAUCACUAUUGGCAUUAUGUGCAUUAUUUGCUUUAUGUCGGAGUUUGCUGGUGGAGGAUGUAAUAUGUAUUCCUGGGAAGACUAAACACAGCUGGAAGUCUAUCAGAAUAUUGGAAAAGGUAUGUUAUUGCAAUGCUUGUGAAAUUCUCUUGACUCCUUCGGAAGGUGUCUUCUGUAAUUGCUGUGGAAUAUGUACACAUUCUACUAACGAGUGUACGAAAAAAAUUGAUAACAAUUUUCGAUGUAAGGAUAAAUGGCUGCGUCACGAAAAAUCCUUGCGUCAUUUAUGGGUGCGUGGUAAUUUGCCAGUGGGAGGAAUAUGCGCGGUUUGUGAACAUGAAAUCGAUUAUCAUGCCACUGCGGGACUUUUUGGUUGGCGCUGUGCAUGGUGCCAUCGCUGCUAUCAUAAUAAUUGUUACAAGAGUAUAGAUUCUCGUGCUGAAUGUGAUUUGGGUGAAUUUCGGGAUAUGAUUUUUCCACCAUACUGCAUUGUUGCAGCCCGCACACGUGAAUCAAUGCGAUUGCAUUUAGCGGCGAUUAAACCCCCAAACAUUGAAGGUUGGGAGCCGCUUAUAGUUAUUGCAAAUACAAAAUCUGGCAGCAACACCGGUUCAGAUGUUGUAGCAUUGCUUAGAGGAUAUCUGCAUCCGUUGCAGGUCAUGGAGCUAGGAGGACGUGGCCCGCAAGAUGCAAUGCAAUGGGCUGCAAAAGCAAGUCCGCGGCCUUGUCGUAUACUUGUCGCCGGUGGUGAUGGCACCAUUGGAUGGGUACUAAAUACAAUCUAUGCUCUAAACAUAAAGCCUAUACCCUCUGUGGCCAUUAUGCCAUUGGGAACUGGAAACGAUCUUUCUCGUGUGAUGGGUUGGGGGUCAAAACCUCCUCAAACUUUAGAUCCUAUUUCAAUACUUAGAAAUAUCAAGUCUGCGCGCUCUGUAAACCUGGACCGUUUCGAUUUACAAAUAGAAAAACUGUUUUAUCGUUUGCCAAUCCAGCGACAUCCUAUCAAAACGGUACAUAUAUACAAUUACUAUAGUAUUGGAGUGGAUGCUUUGGUAACAUAUAAUUUCCAUAAAACUCGGGAGUCACGAUUUUACCUGUUGAGCAGUCGAAUUUUUAAUAAGUUGAUAUAUUUCGGCUUCGGCACACAACAAAUUGUUCAACGCGAUUGUGAGCACAUUGAACAGAAACUCGACCUAUAUUUGGAUGGCCACCUCGUACAGUUGCCAGAGUUGCAAUCGAUUAUUUUUCUGAAUAUAGAUUCAUGGGGAGCUGGAUGCAAAUUGUGUGAACUCAGUAAUGCAGACGAAAAUAAUAAAGUAGAAAAUUCCAUUUCUGAUGGUAUGAUGGAGGUUUUUGGUUUGGUGUCUUCAUUUCACAUGGCUCAAUUGCAGUGUGGGAUCAGCAAGCCAGUACGCAUUGGACAAGCAAAACAAAUCCGAAUUGUCGUAAAAGCUACUUGCCCUAUGCAAUCAGACGGCGAGCCAUGGAUGCAGCCACCUGCCGAAAUUUACUUACAAUCACGCAGUCAAGCGCGGAUGCUGAAACUGGAAAGCGAAUAAAGUCGGGUGAAACCGGAAAACAUAUACAUAGCAAAUCAAGUUUAGCGUAUAAGUUUAAAUUUGCUUAUCCAAGUAUUUAUGUAUUUAUAUAGUCUCAAAAUGAAUGAAGUUAACGAUCAUAGGCUAUGUGAAAAGAUUCAUAUAUGACAUCCAUAUUCCAUUAACCAUAUUCGCCUAACUUAAGUUUUCAGCCUUUUAAAUCUGAUUUUUUUCGUAUAUUUUCCAUGACGCCAGUUAAACAGUGAAAAUUACUGUUUGCAUUUAUACAAAAAUUUUAAACUUCCAUAACACCACCGUAACCGAGAACCAAUCAAAUAUGGAGGCGAUAAAAUUUAUAAUUUUUAAUAAUUAUGCUCGAAAUCGAAACUGAACAAAUUUUUUUAACUGAUUUGCAUAUUGCAAACUUUUGGAAAACUAAUAUUUUUACCACUAAAACAUGUACUAAUUAAAAAGUGGACCCCAUAAGUAUUUAUUUCGAAAUAAAAUUUGUUUACGCUGCUCCUGCAAAUUAAUUCAUUUGCUUUACGCCUCAAAACAUAAAAA
This is a messenger RNA of Ceratitis capitata (Mediterranean fruit fly), 2394 nucleotides long. It is a transcript of the gene Dgkepsilon, whose product is annotated as diacylglycerol kinase epsilon. NCBI's taxonomy places the organism in Eukaryota, Metazoa, Arthropoda, Insecta, Diptera, Tephritidae. Gene Ontology annotation, molecular function: ATP-dependent diacylglycerol kinase activity. The coding region runs from base 244 to 1851 and encodes 535 amino acids. The record is from RefSeq and is a predicted model, not a curated record. The transcript is spliced from 7 exons.